Molecule: messenger RNA, 2913 nt
Organism: Agelaius phoeniceus (red-winged blackbird)
Lineage: Eukaryota; Metazoa; Chordata; Aves; Passeriformes; Icteridae
Gene: GCAT
Product: glycine C-acetyltransferase
Biological process (GO): L-threonine catabolic process; biosynthetic process
Cellular component (GO): mitochondrion
Molecular function (GO): pyridoxal phosphate binding; glycine C-acetyltransferase activity
Source: RefSeq, a predicted model, not a curated record
UGGGCUGGGCUGGUGAUCCUGACAGCCAGGGCUGGCAGGGAGCCUGUGGAUUGGCCUCACUGCUCAGUGAGGUCUGAACCUCAGGCAGGGGCUGCCUAAUCCUUCUUGGCUAGAGACAGAUAAACUUCUUGAUCAUCAGAUCCCAAACCACCUGGGCCAGAUGCUCUGAAAUCCCUGGGGCUCUGGGUGCCCAGGGCCCUUGGACUUGCUGUGCCUAACUCUCAUAAGCCCAGGGUCUUCACCCUCUCCUCAUGGCUCCCAAAUCCUUUAGCCUGUUCUUCCUAAAUCACUUGGGCAAAUGGUGCCUGAGUCCUUUAGCCAUUAAGGAUUCUAAACUCAGUACUGAAAUCAUUGGCCUGGAUGCACCUAAUCCCUGUGGGCUCUUGCUCCUAAGACCCUUGGAUCAAAGGCUACCAGGACACCUAGACUGAAGACUCUGAACACCUUUCAAGAGCCUGAUACCUUAGUCCCCUGGAAUGAGUGGUCUAAACCACUCUGACCACAGAAUUCCCCAGUCAGCUGUAGUAGAGGAAGGAGAUACCUAAUCCACACAGAACAGAGAAGUUGUGGAUGCCCUAUCCCUAAAAAUACUCAGGCUGAGUUUUGAUGGGGCUCUGACCACCUUGGUCUAGUGAAGGUGUCCCAGCCCAUUACAUGAGCUUGGAACUAGAUGAUUUUUAAGGUGCCUUCGAACCCAAACCAUUCUAUCAUUCUAUGACCCUUUGUGUCUAAAGCCACUGACCCUAUGGUUUACAGGCACAUUUGGCCAGAAGUGCUCAAAUCCCUUGGGUCUGGGUAUUCUAAUUUUCACCUGGUAAAUCCUAAACCUCUCUAUCCAAUGGAUUAUUGGUCACCUCAACUGUAUACACCCACAUACCACAGACCCGUGGCUCAUUAUCCCCAGUGGUGGGGAUAAACCAUAAACCACCUAUUGCAAGGAUCCAAGUCAGCUAUGCUGAAGACCCCUAAUCCCUAGGCAGAGGCACCUAAUGCUACUGGGCUUGUUGAUCCUUGAGGUCCGUGAUGCCCUGUUGCUGUAAAAUCCCUCAGACCCUAGUACGUGACCCCAUUACAGUUCCUAAAUCUCAUGGAUGGCGUGCUCCCAAAACCCCUCAGACUCCGGGCAUCACAUAUCUUGUUCUGCGGUACCUAAACCCCUUGGGACAGAUCCUCUCCUCAAAGAGGACGCCGAACGCCUCCUAGAGAAGGCGCCCAAGCGCUCCGAGCCGCUGCAGCUGCGGCGGCGCUGGCCCCGCCCGCGGGGGGCGGUGCCCCGGCGGCCAAUGGGCAUUGGUCAGUAAUUAACGCGUGGUUUAUUAGCGGCGAUGGGGUGUGGGGGCACGGGGUCGCCCCCGGGCGUGCGGGGCGGAGCGCCGGGAUGUGGCGGGCGGCGGUGCGGGUGCUGCGCGGGGCCGGGGCCCCCCGGGCCGCGUCGGGAGCGGCGGCGGGGGCGCUGCGCGGGGCCGGGGCCGGCGCCCCCCGGGCCGCGUCGGGAGCGGCGGCGGCGCAGCUGCGGCAGCGGCUGGAGAGCGAGCUGGAGGAGAUCCGCAGCGCCGGCACCUGGAAGAGCGAGCGCGUCAUCGCCUCCCGGCAGGGUCCCCACCUCCGCCUGACGGGCGGCGGCCCCGGGAUCAUCAAUUUCUGUGCCAAUAACUACCUGGGGCUCUCCAGCCACCCCGAGGUGAUCCGUGCCGCUGUGGAGGCCCUGGAGAAGUUCGGCGCCGGGCUCAGCUCCGUCCGCUUUAUCUGCGGUACCCAGAGCAUACACAAGGACCUGGAGGAGAAGAUUGCACGUUUCCACCAGCGGGAAGAUGCCAUUCUCUAUGCCAGCUGCUUUGAUGCCAACGCUGGUAUCUUUGAGGCCCUGCUGACCCCAGAGGAUGCAGUGCUGUCAGAUGAGCUGAACCAUGCUUCCAUCAUCGAUGGGAUCCGCCUGUGCAAGGCCAACAAGUACCGCUACAAGCACAUGGACAUGCAGGACCUGGAGGCUAAGCUGAAGGAAGCUCAGAAGCAUCGGCUGCGGCUGGUGGCCACUGAUGGAGCCUUCUCCAUGGACGGUGACAUUGCGCCCCUGAGGGAGAUCUGCCAGCUGGCCCACAAGUAUGAUGCCCUGGUCUUCAUCGAUGAAUGCCACGCCACAGGAUUCCUGGGACCCAACGGGCGGGGUACCGAUGAGCUCCUGGGAGUGAUGGACAAAGUCACCAUCAUCAAUUCUACUCUGGGAAAAGCUCUUGGAGGAGCUGCAGGUGGGUACACAACAGGUCCCAAACCCCUCAUCGAUCUGCUCCGCCAGCGUUCCCGCCCGUACCUCUUCUCCAACAGCCUGCCCCCUGCCGUGGUGGGCUGUGCAUCCAAGGCCCUGGACCUGCUCAUGGAGAGCAAUGCCAUUGCACAGUCUAUGGCUGCCAAAACCCAACGGUUCAGAAGUAAGAUGACGGCGGCUGGCUUCACCAUCUCAGGGAAAGACCACCCCAUCUGUCCAGUCAUGCUGGGGGAUGCUCGGCUGGCCUCAGUGAUGGCAGAGGACAUGCUCAACAGAGGCAUUUACGUGAUUGGCUUCAGCUACCCCGUGGUGCCCAAGGGCAAGGCGCGCAUCCGGGUGCAGAUCUCAGCCGUGCACAGCGACGAGGACAUCGACCGCUGCGUGGAAGCCUUCACCCAGGUGGGACGGAAGCACGGAGCACUGCCCUGAGGGGCCAGAACCAGGAAACACCUCUUCAGCACCAUCCCUGCCCACAACCAAGUGCCUCUGAUGGGGGAAAAGGCCUGAGCAGCACACUGCCAAAAGCAGGACCGUUCCUCAAGGCAUCACAGCCUGCAUCAUGAGUCAGCCAGCUGCUGUUGCAGUGUGCUGGCAGUAGCACUGGCAACCAGCACGUAAAAGUGUCAUUAAAAGUGUCCUGCAGUGCAGCA